AUGUCACACAGCCGGGUUUCCUUUCUAACCGCCCCAGUGGGCUCAAGGGGUGCAGGGAGUCAGGGCCACGUGAUCUGCAUCUGUGUCCUGGGCAAAGCAGGGGCACAGCCCAGCAGGGUUAGCCAGGGGGCAACGCCACGCCCAGCAUCCAAAGGACCACUGCAGGUGAUACACCAAAAACCCCACUUCUGGAGCUCUGUGGCCAAAGAAUGUGACGGCAAGAACCAGUCGCCCAUCAACAUUGUCACCCGCGACGUGGAAUACGACUGGAGCCUCCCCCCGUUCUGCUUUGAGAAGUACGAGGAGGCACAGCCGUCUGACUGGACCAUAGAAAACGACGGCCAUACAGUCAAAGUGACACUCGAUGAAUGGGCAAAGAUCUCGAUGGGUGGUCUCCCGGGGGCAUACAAAGCUCUGCAGUUCCAUUUCCACUGGGGGAACAACGAAAGCCGGAAAGGGACAAGCUCUGGAUUGGAGCACAGCAUUGACGGAGAGAGAUUCGCCAUGGAGCUCCACAUUGUCCACAUGAAGGACGAAUUCGACUCGAUAGAGAAAGCACUCGAAAGUAACGGCCUGGCCGUGCUGGGCUUCUUUAUAAAGGCUGGCGAAGUGAACGUGAAUUACGUCCCCCUGAUUUCAAAGUUACAAGACAUCCCUUUCCCAAAGAACAAGACAAAGAUGCCAGCUUUGCCCCUGGAGUCCCUCAUCCCUAAAAUGGAAGAUCUCAUCAGCUACUAUCGAUACACGGGCUCUCUCACCACACCUGGAUGCAAUGAGGGAGUCCAGUGGACCUUGUUUGAGUAACCGAUUGAACUUGGCUUGUCACAGAUUCAAGAAUUCUGGAUGAAGCUCUACUUUGGCAAGAACAAGGACUGGCCGAUGGCAGAUAACUUUCGACCUGUUCAGCCCUUGGGUGACCGUGUCGUCUACAAGUCAGAGUCCAACGCCCUGCUGCCUGCAGCAAAAUCAUUGCUGCUGAUCCCCACGGCCGCCUCUCUCCUGCUCUCCGUGAUCCACUGAAGGGUUGUGCAGCUUUCUGUAGCUUUCUCUUAAUUUGCCUCUCAAAAGACCCCAAUCACGAAAGAUUCAGCUGGUGAGCUACAGACGUGUAACGCCAGCAGGUGGGGGCUUGCUCUGACCAAAAAGGGACGAUAACGUCACUACCAACAUACUGUAUUUACCUGAAUCCAAGACUAGUUUUUCCCCCAAGUUAUUUGAUUUUAGAAAUCAAGAGGUUCUCCUAAAUUCAGAGUCCUCUUCCUUUUGGAUAAACACAAGUAUAACCUGUAUUUAACCUGUAUUUUU
This is a messenger RNA of Hemicordylus capensis (graceful crag lizard), 1305 nucleotides long. RefSeq names its product carbonic anhydrase 4 (gene CA4). Gene Ontology annotation, molecular function: carbonate dehydratase activity; zinc ion binding. NCBI's taxonomy places the organism in Eukaryota, Metazoa, Chordata, Lepidosauria, Squamata, Cordylidae. Gene Ontology annotation, cellular component: plasma membrane. The record is from RefSeq and is a predicted model, not a curated record. The transcript is spliced from 7 exons.